Messenger RNA from Plodia interpunctella (Indianmeal moth), 2230 nucleotides. RefSeq lists its product as uncharacterized. Gene Ontology annotation, biological process: NADPH regeneration. Bases 195 to 1370 code for a protein of 391 amino acids. The transcript has 7 exons. Gene Ontology annotation, cellular component: cytoplasm. The record is from RefSeq and is a predicted model, not a curated record. NCBI's taxonomy places the organism in Eukaryota, Metazoa, Arthropoda, Insecta, Lepidoptera, Pyralidae. Gene Ontology annotation, molecular function: nucleotide binding; oxidoreductase activity.
GUUGGAUGGUGUUGUAUCAGUAAAUUCGUUUCGUAAUUUAUCUUGGUACAUACACACUAACGGUGUGACCCUAUAAUUAUUAAUGUGUUAUAACUAAGUACAUAUAUCAUACCAUAACAUAAUUUAUCAUAUGGCUGUUGCCUGUUAGACACGCGGUUUUGUGUAGUGUUACUGAAUUUAUUUAAUAGUUAAUCAUGGCUACGAAAAAAUUUGCCGGUCCGUCUCCUUACACCAUGAAGACGACAUAUCCACCAGAAGAUUAUUUGCAUGCAGAGUACCUAAACUUCAGCACAAUGAAUCAUGGUGCGAAGUCCGAUGCCACACCAGUAAUAGCCGCUUUAUUCGGCCUCGGCAAAGCUGGCUCCAUCCAUAUGUCCAACAUCGUCGGGAACUCUCGCAUCAUAUUGAAAUAUAUAGUCGACGACCGCGUCGAGAUAUUUGACGAUAUCAGAAAAUACUGGAAUUUGGGCAAUGACGUGGUUUUAAUCACGUCGGCAGACGCGAAAAGGGUGUAUGAGGACAAAAGUGUAAACAUAGUACUGAUUGCGUCUCCCACUUGGACCCACGGGGAUAUUGUUGUCAAUUCUAUCAGCAAUAACAAAGAUGUAUUUUGCGAGAAACCUAUAACGGAGAGCAUUGAGAAAACUUCUCAAUGUUACGAGGCAGCGAGAGCCAGAGGGCGCAAGUUGUAUACGGCUUUCAAUAGAAGGUUUGACCCGGCCUACAGGGCUCUUAAGGAAAGGGUGAGGAAGGGAGAAGUGGGCCAUGUACAGAUAUUAAAAGUGGUGGCGAGAGACUCGCCUAUCCCUUCUAUCGACUAUUUGAAAGUUUCAGGGGGUUUCUGUCGAGACUCCUUAGUCCACGACAUCGACAUCACCUGCUGGGUGUUGGGAGAGCUACCCAUUCGCGUCCAGGCUACUGCCUCAGCGCUCAUCCCCGAAGUAAAGGCUAUAGGGGACGUCGAUACUGUGGCCUAUAUGUUUACUUUCCCGUCUGGAGCUGUGUCCUUGGGUGAUAACAGCAGAUAUUCCGCGUAUGGAUACGAUCAAAGACUUGAGGUGUUUGGUAAUAAAGGCAUGAUAAAAGUUGAAAACGAAAGGCCGUGCCACUCGACGGAGGCUUAUAUAGGCCAAGAUGGCGUCAAAUUGACUCCGAUAUUCCAUUGCUUCCCUUCACGAUUCCGACUGGCUUACAAAUACGAGUUGGAACAUUUCCUGGAUGUCGUUCAACACGAUGUGCCCAUGGACGUGACCAGCUGGCAGUCGUACGCUGUCCACAAGAUAUCAGCUGCCACAGCAGAAGCCGCUAAGACUGGACAAGCAGUCGACAUUGACUGGUCCAAAGACAACAUUCCCGCAGUUUACUCAUAAAUUGUAUUCAAAAUUAAGUAGUUGAUUCCUAAAGCUUGUAUAUUUUAAAAAAUUCGCCUGAUUCGCCGGUCGUUUUGUUCGCACGUUCCGGCUUAAAUAAAUCCGGUUCCGGAUAAAAGUCAUAACAAAUUAUUAAAUACCUAAACCUUUCUCGGGGAUCUCACCGCGUGUUGUUUUUGAGUUUAUCACGAAACAUAAAACUUGUAGUUAGCACGUUAUUGUGUCCACAUCCAAUCAUUCGUUCGUCCUCCUAAUUUUUAAUAUAUGUAUAAGACCUAUAUUUGUUAAUUGACGUCCUUGGAGAAAAGGCUGCGGUGAAGUUUGUUGCGCCGCUUCUUCUUCACCUGCGCUUUGGAAGCCGGCAGUAGACUUAGUUUAAGUAAUUUUUGACGUCAAUAAGUGAUGUAUGUCAUCCUAAAUUGAAUAAAGAAUUUUGAAUUUGAAUUUUUAACCCCCGACGCAAAGAGGGGUGUUAUUUUAGUUUGACAGCUAAAUGUGUCUGUGUACGUGGCACCGUAGCACAACAACGUGUGAACCGAUUUGGAUGCGUUUUUUUUUAUUUGAUAGAAAAUUUUUAUGCGGUGGUUCUUAGAUAUAUUUGAUCAAAAUCGGUUCAGCCGUUCAAAAGUUGUAGCGAAAUGAAUAUUGAAAGUCGGGGGGUUUUUAUUUGUCUAACAAAUAAACGAUCAGUACACUAUAUGGGCAAGAGGCAGCGUGUGGACGUUACGUCACGUGCUACGUGUGUACAUUUGUUUCGUGGUAGGCCUUCGGUAAAGGACUUAAACUACUACAUAUUUUUUAAAACAAAGACGCUUGCUGACUCUCAAAUGGAUUUCGAAAAUAAAUGUUUCUGAUUAUUA